AUGGUGGGGUCCAGCGAGUCGCUCGACUCCUCUCCGUGCACCAAACCCACCACCAAACAGGUAACCGCCUUAAAGCGCUUCAGCACUAAGGUCGCCUACUACAUCGAGCAUGUGCCCUUCUGGCCGUUGAUGAUAGUCUUCGUCGCAUCUGCUAUCAUGCAGAACCUAUGUGAAGAUCAAAUUCGCAACCACGGUGGUGGUGGUAAGAAGACUGUCCAUCUCCUCACCUUCGCCGCUAACGCCCUUGGCAACGUCCUCGUGGUCUUCUUACCAGCAGCAAAGCCCCUGUGGAAAUGCGAUUGGAAACGUGCUGCUAUUCCCUCCGCUGUUGACAUCGUUUCUCAAGUCCUUCUCCAGUUUGGCAUCGUCUUGGCCGGCGCCCAGAUCUACACUAUGCUGUAUAACUCUUGCAUUGUGUGGACAGUUGUACUCUCCUUCAUCUUUCUAAAACAACGCUUCUCCAUAUGGCAGAUAGGAGCUAUUAUGAUCGUCAUUGCUGGUGUUGCCAUGAAGUCCUUCGUGAACUCCGUGGACGGCUCUCAUCAACUCGUGGUUGGGACUAUCCUAAUCUUAUGCGGUUGUUUCAUGCACUCCCUUACUAACAUCAUCAACGAAUACUAUAUCAAGAAGUACGACUUCCCUCCGACAAGACUAUGUGGUAUUAUAGGCAUUUACUCUAUAAUCGUCUAUACCUUCUACUUUAUCGGUUGGAGUUCAUGGAGAGUCGAAACGCAAAUCGUAGAUGAAAUCCACGAAGCUGGCUCGGACGUUGGCACAGUUAUGGGAUGGUAUGUACUUUUCGUAUUAUGUAACUUCCUGCAUGCGACUUGUUUCUUCCUGCUACUUGGAAGAAUCGGCAACGUCGGCACUGCUAUCGCCAAGGGCUUGAAAACUGGUAUUUACAUUUUCCUUUCUCACUUUAUGUAUUGUUCGCACAUUGAGAAGUACUGCCUUUUUCCGUUGGACCGCUGGCAAAGAGAUAUCACGCUGGCGUCCGCGUUGAUGUCGAUCUUUGGUGUUGUUGCUUAUGGUUAUGCUACGAAGAGAUACAAUGAGAAGAAGGCACGGAAGGCUGCUGAGGAGGAAGAUAUCCGAGGUUGA
Molecule: messenger RNA, 1101 nt
Organism: Perkinsus marinus ATCC 50983
Lineage: Eukaryota; Perkinsozoa; Perkinsida; Perkinsidae
Product: transporter/permease protein, putative
Exons: 1
Coding region: 1-1101 (366 amino acids)
Cellular component (GO): membrane
Source: RefSeq, a predicted model, not a curated record